Molecule: messenger RNA, 1182 nt
Organism: Aureobasidium pullulans EXF-150
Lineage: Eukaryota; Fungi; Ascomycota; Dothideomycetes; Dothideales; Saccotheciaceae
Exons: 3
Coding region: 1-1182 (393 amino acids)
Source: RefSeq, a predicted model, not a curated record
AUGGCUACGAGCGGGCAUCAUCAGCAAUUGCGCAAGAGAAUGCUGCAUUUGAGAUCAGACUUCGGCCAGCCAGGGACUGACGUGGUUGUCAGCGACUUGGUCAUGGAUGAUGGUGUUGAAUUUGUGGCACUGGAGAGUGAAGCUUUUGACGCCGCAUUUGGUGGCAAGGAGAGCCUGCACAAGGAGAUGGGCAGAGAAACGGCCCAGUAUAUCGAGACCGGAAAGUCAUCUGCGCGGCUACUCGACUUUGUUUCCUUUCUUCAGAAGGAGAUUGCGCGGUUCUCGCCGACACACAUCAUCUCAAACGAUGGACUUUCCAUACAGGCCAGUCUUGCUCUGAACUCUGCCAGUACCACUGUACGCCGCGUUGCUGUCGUACAUACUGCUGAACAGCUUCCCUUUGGACCAUUCUUUGGGGGCAUGCCUGGGCAUGCGAGCUCACAUCGAGAGCUUGACUGUCUUCGGCAGCUGGACGGGAUCUGGAGCGUUUCCAACGCCAUCAAACAAUACGCUCUGGACCAUGGCCAACUUGACACGAGCUUCUUCGUGCAUCAUCCGUGGACGUACUUGGAGGAAAAGAAGCACACGAUGCCCGCCCAGCACCACAACUGGGACAAAAGGUUUGUUGGCAUGAUUAAUCCUUGUGUGGUCAAGGGCUCGCAUAUCCUUGUCGAACUUGCCAAAGUUUGCCCGUACUUCGACUUCCUGGUGUACAAAAGCUGGGGCUUUGAUGAUGAUAUCGGCAAGCAGAUGCAACACUUACAGAAUAUGACAACUCGCCCGACAUGUACCAACAUGGAAGACGCCUGGAGGGACAUCAAGGUUCUCCUCGUUCCUUCGGUCUGGUUCGAGGCGUGGGGCAUAGUGGUGGUUGAGGCCCAUCUUCGCGGGAUCCCGGUCAUUUCUUCCAAUGCAGGCGCGCUUCCUGAAGCCAUGCUCGGACUCGAUUAUGUCAUUCCAGUAACCACUGUCGACGGAAAACGUGAUGAAAAGGAAACAUACAUCGUGCCUGAGCAGGACAUCGCACCGUGGGCAGACGCCUUGAACGAGCUCAUGACUGACAGGGUCAGGUACGAGGAGGUCUCAACCAAAGUGCGGGAGACCACACAGCAAUGGCUGAAGGACACGGAUGAAUCGGCGCUGGAACAGUGGUUGGUCGGUAUGACGAACCGUGUGGAUUGA